AUAUUUUUUUCCAGAGGUUGAUCGAUUUCUGUUUUACAUUAUUUAAUUUGAUCAUAAUUUAAUUUAAAUGAAUUAAAAUGGCCAAACAACAGGGAAAAGUUUAUUUAGGAUACGAAGAAGAACCAGUUAGUGAAAAGAACCAAACGUUAUUGAACUAUAAUGUGAACAAAAUUGGAGGAUUUCCUGAUUGGCCUCCUCUGGAGAAUUUACAGUUUUCCUCCAAGUGCCCUCUCUGUGGGUUGUACAGGAUGCAGGUGGUACAAUGUUAUGCUCCUCUAGAGAAUUCGAUUUACCACCGUACCUUAUACGUGUUUGCGUGUGUCAGUCCUAACUGCUGGUCGCAGUCUGAGAGUUGGAUAUGUGUGCGGAGUCAGAUCCAAGAUGACUCCGGCAGCCCGGUGAACGCUUGCACCACAGUGGCCAUGCCCACCCCUGACACCAACCUGACCUGGUGCAAUGGAGCCGAUGAGUGGGAUGAGAAUGAUAAUGGAGACACGGCCAACGGAAACUUCAUGAAUGUUGACAAUGCCCCUAGUCCUAAUAAUGUUAACAGGCUUUCAGAUGAAGAUGAUGAGAGCAACUCAUUUGAAAUAGAAUCAGUGGAGCAAGCGCUGGGACACUUGCAUGUCUCCAACGAUGCUCACAACGCCAACAUGUCUCCCGUGCAGGGUGCAGUAGGAGCGAUCGGGGCGCCAGUAGCCGCGGCUGAGCUGGAAGGAGGUGAUGAGCCCGGGCUGGUGACCGUGGACACGCCGACCGCCCCCAACAACGACCUGGAGACUCUGCUGCAUCAGACAGCUGAGCUACCGCCCGACCUGCGCGGUCGCCUCAUCAGCGGCUCCCUGCAGUUCGCUCCCAAGUUCAUCUACGUAGAGGAAGAGGUGAAGCGGGCAAGUGCGCAUGACGACAAGGUCACCGAGUUGCUCAAUAAGUACAGAAGGGAGAAUGAGAUGGAAGUGGUGGCAGCCGGCGACGCGGCGGGCGGCGGCGGCGGCGGCGGCGAGGAGGUGUAUGAAGAAGCGGCGCCGCUGCACGGAGACGCCAUGUUCCACGCCUUCGUCACCCGGCUGAGGGAGAACCCGGGGCAGAUACUGAGAUACACCCGAGACGAGCGUCCCCUGCUAGGAGCGCCGCUGCCCUCCAGCCCCCACUCACCGGACGCGAGCCUCCCGACCAUCUGCCACCGCUGCGGUUCCCGCCUCAUAUGCGAGCUGCAGCUCCUGCCGAACUUUGCUGACGCCCUCCGAAUACUCCCGACGAACGUAUCGCUCUCUCACUUGCACUUUCUCUCCGUCCUAGUCUUCACGUGCGCCCAGAGUUGCUGGAAGCCGGGUGACGCGAUUGUAACAGAAACUGUGAUUGUACAACCGGAGAUCUAAAUUGUCAAUUAAUCGUGGGUGUCCGCAUACGUAAUUUAAGAUACAGAUAAAUUCUCGGAAGUUGACCAAAGUGGCGGCUGUCAAUACUCAGGUUAAUAGAGAGAAAGAAAAACAGCCGAGCCGCGUAGCUCGCACCAUUAGCUGGUUCUUAACGCAUAUACGCUUUACCCUGCAUCACCGAGGAUAGAUAAAGGUCCCUACGUCCUGAAUUAUUAAAGGCCAAGCGAGAUCGCGCCAAACCUCUUGAUGCCUCUGCGGUUUUGGAGUUUUCUAGUAUCUGGUAAGCGUCAGCAGUUGACAACUUCGAGAAUGUAACUGUAUACCAGUGAGACGAAGCCAAAAUAAUUCAUAGAUAAAAUCCUAGAUAUGGGUGAUCCACUUAAGCCCAUUUUAGAUUGCGGAUGCGGUUAAAGAGCUAAAUUAUUUGUCUUAAAUAGUUAUAGUGACUGAUUGAUGUCGGUAUAAUCAUUUUAAAGAUAAUCCGGUGGUAUUUACCAACAAAAACAUUGCCAUAAUAAGUGCUUAACCUUUUUAAAACUUCAGCAAAAUAUUAUAGUGUUAUUGCACUAUGUCACUUGGAAUUUAUUGUUAUGUCUGAUUAGCUGUUUACUAUCAAAAGUAAACUAAGAUGUAGCUAGUUAGUUCAUGUUUGCAUUUGAAUCGUUCCCUAAAGGCUAGAAACUUGUAGCAAUAUUAUCCUAAUUAAUUAAAUUAUUAUUACAAUACAGGUACAGUAACCUAUUGAUGUCCAUUCAAACUAUAGAUUUCAUGGGAAUGCUACACUAUUUAUUCGACAUUA
Plutella xylostella (diamondback moth) is the source of this 2178-nucleotide messenger RNA. RefSeq names its product programmed cell death 2 like trus (gene trus). The record is from RefSeq and is a predicted model, not a curated record. NCBI's taxonomy places the organism in Eukaryota, Metazoa, Arthropoda, Insecta, Lepidoptera, Plutellidae. Gene Ontology annotation, cellular component: cytoplasm. Gene Ontology annotation, biological process: apoptotic process.